CGCCCUGGGCCCGGAAGGGUGAUGUGGCUGGGGCUUCGCCGGCCUCACUAUGUCUGCCAUUUUCAAUUUUCAGAGUCUGUUGACUGUAAUCUUGCUGCUUAUAUGUACCUGUGCUUAUAUCCGAUCCCUGGCGCCUAGCCUCCUGGACAGAAAUAAAACUGGAUUGUUGGGUAUAUUUUGGAAAUGCGCCAGAAUUGGUGAACGGAAGAGUCCUUAUGUUGCAGUAUGCUGUAUAGUGAUGGCCUUCAGCAUCCUCUUCACGCAGUAGCUUGGAAAGAUACCUGAAUUUAAUUGCCAUCGGAUUUCAAUAUAAAAAGGGGACUUAUCUGCAGAAAAUAAUGGAAAGAAUGGUUAACUUUUAUCUCUCAACAUUGAAUGAGAUAAAUUCCCAGCUGCUGUUCUCUAUUUUGUUAUUGGACCAAUGUUCUAUAUAAUUAGGAUGUAACCGUUUAAUAUUCAAAGAGUUUGUAACAAUCAGUCUCAGUACUGUCACUACAAUAUUACAUUCUGCAAAUGUCAUUUUGUUGUGUCCGAUACCAGUUUUUAGUGAGGUAUCUCUAAAGGCACUUAGGAAAAAAAAAAUGGUAAAUUGAUUCAAGUUUCUUUCACUGUGAUUUGGAAGUGAUACAUCUUUGUGGAAUGAAACCAUAUAUUGGACUAGCUUUUUUACUGGGGAAAAAAGUUCAAUUUGUGUAAAUAAGGAUUGCAUUCAUUUAAUAAUACUUGCUUUACCUCUGGCCACACUAUUUUGACCAGUAACCAGAGUACCUCUACUCUUAACGAACUCUGUAGUUUAUUACAGGUUUUUAAACUAUUUAAAGUAAGCCUAUGCAGGUCUAAGGAGGAAGAUAAAUGAGAUGUGACUUAAGAAUAUUGCUGGGAAGGUGUUCAUAUUUAACAUAAAAGGGUUUAGAAUAGCUGGUUGUUGCAGUAGCUUCUGCAACCUCUCUGGUUAAGUAUGGAUAAGUGUCUUAAGCAUAAAUUUGACCAGCUGUUAUUCUCCAAAUAAAACUACAUUCUUAGAAUGAAAAGAGCAAAAUAGAACAAUUAUAAAAUGAUAACCGUGUGUUUUCAUUCUUUUUGGAGUCAGGUCUCCACUUAUUUUAAUUACCCUAAAAUGCAAACUGUAUUUUUGUUGUUUUUUUAAUACAGCACUUUGAAUCUA
Molossus molossus (Pallas's mastiff bat) is the source of this 1165-nucleotide messenger RNA. RefSeq names its product transmembrane protein 167A (gene TMEM167A). The record is from RefSeq and is a predicted model, not a curated record. The transcript is spliced from 4 exons. Gene Ontology annotation, biological process: intracellular transport; protein secretion. The coding region runs from base 50 to 268 and encodes 72 amino acids. NCBI's taxonomy places the organism in Eukaryota, Metazoa, Chordata, Mammalia, Chiroptera, Molossidae.